ACUUCAAUCAGCAACUCACACAACCUAUCGUACACUUCCUGCAAACUACACUUUUCUUCCCCCAAAGAAAAAUAAGGCUGGCAGCCCGCCGGCAAGAAGCGAAGAAUGCCUGACGGAGCUGGGCACGGAAAAAAAAGAGGCAUAUUUCCGCAAUGCAAAGGAACCUGAUAACCAGACUGAAGGACAUCCACUCUAUUCUGGUCGGAAGUGUUCCAGAGGAGCAUGCGCGACCGGUCAUCACGCCCAAGCCAGUGUGCCCCAGAUGCGAGAGAGCCGGCAUCGAUACCGUGGAGAAGGAGCAGCAGACCCUUCCGACGGAGGUCUGGACCCAGGACCAGGCUGUGCAGACCGGCAGCAUCCCUAACAGCACGGGCCCCAAGAGUGCACACCGGGACUCGGGGGCCAAAGUAGCAACGGCCAACACGACGGCUAGGCCCAAGCCAGCUGUUGCAAACCCGGCUACCGACAAAGGAAGCGACGGCGAAGCAAGCAGGAGAAGGUCUGAGUGGACGAAGGCCAAGCCUAGAAAUCCCGAGAGGAGACGAGCCAGACCCGACGCCAUAGUGAUCCAAGCAGCAGGCAUGACGUACAGUCAGAUCCAAAGCAUGGUAACUCGCAGGGAGGACGGGAAGCUAGACGCUCUUGGCCCUUGCGUCAAGAGAGUGAGGAAGACAGCCAAGACACAGACCCUUAAAGGUUGCAUCGAGGAGGUCCUAGGGAGCAAGGAAGAGGUGCGGGCGUACUCGGAGGAGACCAAGGAGUCACUCGUCGAGCUACGAAGACUCGACGCACUAGCUACUUCGGAGGACAUCAUCGGGGCUAUCGCGCAGCAGGCAGCGGUGGACCAAGGCGCCUUGAAAGUCAAGAAGCUGAGAAGCAGUUAUGGCGAGACGCAGACCGCUAUCGUGGCUUUCCCCGCGAGCCUUGCCAAGGCCAUCAUUGCUGUGGGCAAGGUGAAGGUUGGGUGGUCAGUAUGCCAUAUGAGGGAAAAGGAGGUCGUGGCUCGCUGCUACAGGUGUCUUGGGAUGGGGCACAUCGCAAGCGCUUGCAAGAGCUCGAAGGACAGGAGCGGCUGUGGCUUCCGCUGCGGAGACACGGACCACAGGGCGGUCACCUGCAAAAAGGACCCUUGAUGCUUCG
This is a messenger RNA of Drosophila bipectinata, 1140 nucleotides long. The record is from RefSeq and is a predicted model, not a curated record. NCBI's taxonomy places the organism in Eukaryota, Metazoa, Arthropoda, Insecta, Diptera, Drosophilidae.